Molecule: messenger RNA, 7014 nt
Organism: Phalacrocorax carbo (great cormorant)
Lineage: Eukaryota; Metazoa; Chordata; Aves; Suliformes; Phalacrocoracidae
Source: RefSeq, a predicted model, not a curated record
CGAGGCGGGGCGGGGGCGCAGCCGGCGAGGCGGCCGCCCCCGGGGCAGGAUGGUCGGGGAGCGCGGCCGGUGUGGCCCCGGGGCCGGCGGGAGCGAUGGAGCCGCCUGAGGGCUGGGACCCGUACGGGCAGCCGGCCCGAAGGACGCAGUGGCUGGUGAGCGCCCUGGCCUACCACUACGGGCUGGACCGCGGCGUGGAGAACGAGAUCGUCGUCCUGGCCACCGGCCUGGACCAGUACCUGCAGGAGGUCUUCCACCACCUGGACUGCGCCGGGGCGGGCAGGAUCCCCGGCGAGGACUUCCGAACGCUCUGCCAGGUGCUGGGGCUGGAGGAGGCAGCGGCGGCCGACCCCGAGGAGUGCGCGGGGCUGUGGGAGGGCCUCUCGGCCGACCUCACCUUCCGCCAGUUCCACGCCCGCCUCUGCGGCUACUUCAGCACCGCGGCAGGCAGCGCCCCUCGCCGCGCCCCGCCGCGCCUGCCGCUGGGCCGGGAGAGCGAGCACAUCGAGACCCAGAUCCGCCUGCGCAGCCCCCGCCGCCGCCGCCGCCGGGACCCGGUUGGAGCGGGCGCGGCGGGGCGGCCCGGCGGGGGGGAGGCGGCGGGGCGCCGGCGGCCGGCGGCAGGGCCCUGCUCGCCAGAGUGCUACGAGGAGAUCGUGGCGCUGGAGCAGGCCGAGGAUUGCAUCGCCAAGCUGGAAGAGGAGAACGGCAGCCUGCGGGAGCUGGUGGAGGACAUGCGGGCCGCCCUGCAGAGCAGCGACGCCCGCUGCCUGGCCCUGCAGGUAGGACUGCGGAAAAGCCAUGCAAACCAUAAGGAAGAGGGGACCUGUUUUAUAGGGAGUAAAAGACAGGUAACGCAGAACCACUCUCAGACCCAGUGCCUUCAAAGUGUCCUGAAGGAAGUGGAACUUAUCCGGAGCUCCAGGGAUGGGCAAAUUGAAGAAGCAAUUAGGUUCAAUCAGGAGUUGGAAAGAGAGCUGAAGAGCUCUCAGGAAGCUGUGGUCAAUCUGGAAGACUGUAACCGUAAUCUGAAGAGAGAACAAGCAGAAAUGAGGAAGAAGGUUGAAGAGGCAAGACACGCUGUCCUUAACAGUCUUGGCAAAGUGAAGGAGCUAGAAGUGAAAGCUAAUGAAGUGCCACAUCUGCAAACAUACAUUCAGCAGCUGGAAUCAGAACUGCAGCACUAUAGGUCAAAAAUUGUGAGAUUUCCACUUCCCUCAAGAAGCAGCCCAGAGCAGAGAGAGAGAGCAGCCUUACCAGAUGGAAGAUACUGCCUGUCUGUUGCACAAGAUCGACGAUCUCCCACAGGUGGAGCUGGAAUUUCUGAGAAUGAGGAUCAGCUGUUCCGCUCUGUGGAGGGCCAGGCUGCCUCUGAUGAAGAGGAGGAGAAGUGGGCAGGAGACCAGCCACCCCACGUGGACCAAAUGAAGAAAAUACUGGUCAAGCUUCCUUGUUGUGGCAGUGGAUGUGAUGAAAAAAUGUGGAAAAAGCUAAUGUCUUUCUUGGAGACCACCAACGCUGAUGGCUGUGAACUAGCCCCUGUGGAACUUGCAGAGAGAAUCACACAGCUAACUGAACAGCUUGAGCUUAAAGGGCAUGAAGUGAAAAAACUGGAAACAAAUAUGGAAGAGAUCAAAGGCCCAUUGCUAGGUGAAUUGCAGCAAAAGGUGGAGGAGACUGAAUUGUUGAAGAUGGAGCUGCAGAUGUUGGAGACUGAGAGAGUUAGGCUGUCACUGGUGGAAGAAAAGCUCAUGGAUGUUUUACAGCUUCUUCAACAACUUCGAGAAUUGAACAUAUCUAAGCGAGCCUUGGGGAAAAUCUUGCUGAGCACUUUGGAAUCCUGCCGUGACCCCCAACCUGGAAAAGCCCAUCUAUUUGAAGUCCUAGAUACUCUUUACCAUGAGCUGACAUCCUGCAAACUCUUACAAAGCCAGCCUCUGGAGAAGGCGCAGAGUUGCCAGUCCUUGUCUAACCCACUGGUCAUCUCGUGCUGAGCAGCAGUGCCAACUACAACCCACACGACCAGCUGAACAACAGCCCUCGUUCAUUCAAACACCUGAUGAAUAAAUAAGAUUUGUCCAAUUCAACGGACCUCAAUAAUGGAGAAGAGUAAUAGAAUAAUUCAGCCAUGAAAUCAAAGGUAUGCUGCUUCUGGGAAGAAUGCCAGUUCCUCAGCUAACGUCAAAGCCCUCCCUUACAUGAACGAGCAUUCACAUAAUGUGAGGAUUACGUAGCAAUCUCUGUCUCUGAUGGAAGUCUAACCAUCUUUGUAUGAUGGCUCUGUAACUGUACUGGUUAAUGAAAUAAAAACUAUUUCAAAUACACUGACCUGACCUAUUUAGAUUUAUAGCCCUGGUUAUACACUGGCUGGGCACAGUUUCUAGCUUUUGUAAUAGCUCAGUUCAAAAGCAAAUGGCAGCCUGUGUCAUCACUGGCAAGUAAACCACUUCCUUAACAUAGAAGAGACAAAAUGACUGUGGUAUAAACAUACACACGAGUGUAUGCCAGUAGUGCAAGUUUUAAGGGCUCAUGUAUAAAAUGUGUUUGUGUCUGUGAUUCAGUUAUUCACCCUAUUUAACUCUGAAGUUAGAUUUGGUUUUGUUCUGCUGAAUUUUGUAUUUGCAAUUAUAGAGAUGACUUAGAGGUCUGCAACAGUCUUUCCUGAUGAUAGUCUUAGAUUUUACAUUAAAAGUUACAUUUAACUGCCUGAAAAAGGUACAAAGCAAUCUUGUUCCCAGGCUCUCAGGGAAAGGAAGGGCUGAAAAAUUCACUUUGCAACAUCUGCCGUUGUCACAUUAGCAAACAACAUGUGCAGUACACAGCAUUGGUCUCUCAUUUAAUUUCCCUCAGUGUAACUGUAGAGACACAAAACUAGGCCCCACUUGCAGACAAAUUAAUGUAAAAUGCUGGGCCUAAUCACAGUGCCAUGUAGCAUUUUAAUCUGCAAUAAAAUACUUCCUGGGGCAAAAGUAAAAAAAAAAAGUUUGCUUCCAAGAUGCUUUUGCUGUUUCAUUCAACUAUCAAACACAGAGACUAAAGAAGCAGAGUUCUUAAAUGAUCCAACUGAAUUCAUAUUAUUAAGAAAUGCACUGUAGAUCUUUUAAGAAUGUGAAAUUAUUUUCCUAAGAUAAUAAUAGCAAUGAAAUAAGACUGUUCAAUUCAGAACUGUGCAUAUAUGAAUUUUUCCCAGGAAAAUGGUUUUCAUACAGGAAUAAGGUCUGUAUCACAAAACAAUCUGGGGAAUAAGAUUUCCAUUCAUAAUACACUGUAUAGCUUACACACACCUCCAUCGAAAAUUGUGAUACAUUACUUAUCAUUUAGACCCAUGUUGGCAACAAAAAUUUGCAAUAGAUCAUUUCAUUUUAGAGGAGAGAAAAAAAAGGCAUCUUGCAAACAAUGGAACAAACUCUGUUCAAUGGUGUUUUACCCGGGGAUUUUUUUUCUGGGUUAAUGGAGGAAGAUGUUAAGAAUAGAUAUAUAUUUUAAUGUAGAUUUUUCAUUAAGAUAAAUUAGGCAGGACAUAUAUACAUAGUGCAAUAUUCACCCUGUGAGACCAAAAACUCUAUACUAAUACUAAAUAUAAUACUAAUUUAAUGCUAAGCAUAAUAUACUAUUACUUAGUAUAUACUAAACUAUAUGCUAAUACUAUAUACUACAAAAACUAUACACAUGUGCAACAGAUAAAAAUCAAAAUAAGCAGAGGUUAGUUCCCUACUUGAGUUCAUUUUCUAAAAAAACAAGUAUCAGCUUAUGUUUUGUGCAGCUCUCUUAGACUGUGUAUCUAUAAAAAAUGCCAGCAAAUCAUUAAAUAAACAUGAUCUGUGUGUACAGUUAACAGAAGAGACACUUCAGGAAUAGGAUUAUAAUGCAAACACAUACCUUAUUAUGGAUACCCUCAUGUACUCCAGGAUUGUUUUAUCAUUUGAAUUAAUAUUACUUACUGUAUCCACUUUCUCUAUAUACACAUAUAUAUGUGUAUUUGUAUUACAUAUACUAUGUAUACCUUAAGAUUGCUAUGCUAAUUGUAUACUUUUAGUAUCUUCUUCACCACUAAGUUUCUACUUCACUUUCUAAUAUAUUUCUAGAAAUCUAGACUAUUAAGUAAACUGGUGUCCUAAUGGCAAAAUGGGGGAGGAGCAAUAUAGUCUGAGUGAGUACUGCACAGCUUAUCCUAGUGGCAGUUGACCUGUAAUUAGAAACUAGAAAAUGUCACUGGAAACCUAAAUUGGUGUUAAGGAAGAUGCAGACAGUUUAGAUAAAAGGAAGCUUUUGUGAAUACAUAAACAGCAUUUAACUGAUAUAAGAAGCAGCAAAAUCACAUCUUGCUAAAUUAGCUUCAAAUACCUUAGCAUUUUUAUUUCUUUAAGAAAUGCCUAUAGUAGAAUCAUUUUUGAAACAUCAGCAUAUGUUGAUUAAUCUUUUAAUUUAAAAAGCUGAUUAUUUUAACUCCAAAAAGCAAUUAAUAUGGAGCAAGUCAGUCUUGCAGUAUUUCCAUAAAAAGAAUCUGUUCUUCAGGAUGGAUCAAGAAACAGUCCUCAGUCAAAUUCUUGCUGGAAAUCAGAAGCACAGCAAAGCACUGUACUUUGAGACCCCUUGUUUGGUGACCUUAAAAUUGAUUUUUUUCUUAAAUAUUUUUACCUUAAUGUUUUAUACUAAGCCUGUUGGCAGUAUUGCUGAGGCUGAUAAAUAUUUCAUAUGAACCUGUACAUAUAUGUGAUUUUAAAUCAAUAUAAUUGAGAAAUUUCUAGCUCUGCCUCAAAAUCAAGGGUGCUUCUACAGCCAAUUUACUAUGUGGAAGACGCCACACAGUAAUCCUGGGAAGCAAACCCAAAUCUCUAAGUUUUUUAAAAGAUCUAGCUCCUUAAGUCAAGUGAUUACUGCAGAUUUCAGCUACCUUUUUCUACAUGGAACAUAUACAAAGUUUAAACUGACUUUGCAAAAAAAAAUUUCCGUGUGACAGAAAUUGAAAAGAUAACAAAGCACACUCAAAAGCCUUCCAUUUAAAAUGUACAACCCCAAAUCCAGUAUCUCAAAUCUCUGCAAACACUUUAUUUUGUUGUAUGUUUACCAAAUGGUAAUAAAUGCCUAUUUGCUUGCAUGUUGACUUCUCAGUUAAGAAAAAAAAAAACCAUGGAGAGAAUGCAUGUGCUAUAAACUUAAGUGCAAUUGCCUAUCUAAAAUUUUGCAUAAGUAGACAAAGGCCAACAUACCGUAUCCUCCCAACAUUUCCUUGUUCAGUAGGAAAACAAGUCUGGAGAAGUACACAUGACAUGUCACCAGGUGAGACCAGAGCCCUGCUGUACAGUUUCCACCUGGUAAGAGUUACUUAGGUCUUGCCUGUAGAAGGGACCUGUACUACUUCGAUUUUUAGUUAGAAAGCCAAUGGGCAUCCAUAAAAGGGCUAAAGCAACCUAAUUAUGCUGACCUUGAGGCACUCUGGUUGAAUUCUGGCCUUAUACCAUGCCUGAGAUUUUAUCUCCUCCCCAGCACGCCCAUUCCUUAUUCUAGUAGAUUUGGUUUCUUCUCUGAAGAAUAAUUCCGGUCUUACAGAAAGAAGAGUUUACUCCCAGUUGUAUCUGCUGGGACUACCUAAUGUAAUUCGCCCCAGCAAGAGAGUUAUUCUUCGUCACCUCUUCUAUAUGUCCUUUCCUCCUUCAUCACUAAUUGCAGAGCAAUAAUUCCCUCAGACUCACAGAUUUUGUACUUUAAGACUGGUGUCCAGUCUUUCCCUGAAUGAGCUGCCUGGAGUGUUCUCAGCACUCCAAAUCCCCACUCCUACAAGUCUCAAGGAAUGUGCCAUUUCUCCUGCUCACAUCACCUAAACCUGGCAGUUUAGCUCUCAGACUUUGCUCAUAUACUGUGUUGGCAUUUCCUCAGCAGUUCAACAUUAGAUCUCCACAAAUUGUGAUUAAGCUCGCUUUCUUAGCAGUCACCUUCUUAAUUUAUUGAUUUUGUAUUAAAACUGCUAAUUGGCCUUAACAAGGAAGCUGAGACAUUUCCUCCACUGAUCUCCACUGUGUUUCCACAAAACAAGCUUUCUGAUUUGACUUCAUUCUCAAAUUACUUUCUCCUCCCAAUGCCUUCCUCAUUUUAUCAUUUGGCUUAUUUCUCACUGAGAUAACCUGAGCGUCUGCACACUUCUAGCACAAGUUACAUUUUUCAAGAAGAGUUUCCUCCUCCCAUUAUUUUUUACUUUAUAUGAGGUAUUAAUUAUUAGGAAAUUAAAGUCCACCUGAUAUAUAAAGUUAUUGAAUAAUUGUCCAAUUUAUUUUCACUGAAGCUCUCUCUGAAGUAUCUGGCAGUGACCACUCAUCACAGAUAUUACACUGAUUCACAAAACUUUCGCACCAAAUCAGUUUGGCUGUCUCCAGCCAGAGCUACUCCAAGAGGUUGAUGGCAUUUGUACACACUUUUGGAAGGCAAUAAUCCUUGGCACCUCUAUGUUUAAAAUUGCUGAAUUUCUUGGAAUUAAAUCUCCUCCCUUCCACGAUACUGUCCAUUAAUCUACUACAUGGUACAUUUCAAUGAUGAAAGGCUGUUUAGACUUCAUUCUUUGUUUCCAUCGUAUUGUUAAGAAGAAGGGAACACUUUCAAACAGUGCUGCAUAAAAUAGAAUUGCUUGGUAUAAGAGAAUGACAAUAAACAUUCACAGCACAUGUGACACAUUGCAUUACCAGCCAAAGGGUUUCUCUUAGAUUUAUAAUUUCAUGGAGUUUAAGACACUGAAUCCUUUAAUAUUUACAUUAUGUUAUUUGCUUACUAAUUUUACAUAUAAUUCCACAUAAAAAAAAAGCUAUAGAAUGUGUUUCUUAGCAUGAAAUUCAGUUGAAAAUUGAAUCAUCCUUAUUUCCUGAAUUACACUUUACUUUCAAGAGGCCAGAUUUUCAGAGUUCUGUUUGGUUUCUAUUCUACUUUUCUGGCUCUUCCAUAAUACACCAGCAGAAACGUUCUUACACAUUUCCCAUGGUACUGUCAGUUACAGCAAUUUGGUGGCUCUAAAUUGUGGCUUUUGCA